AGUCGGGAGGGUAGAACGAGAUUUUCACGAAGGCAGAUUACCAAGUAGCGAUGGCAGGAGAGAGCCCACAAUGAGAUACGGUUUGAAAGUGGCAUUCGGAAUUUCUAGGAAGCGUGUUGUUAUCAUACUUCAAGAUGGGUUGAUAGUGGAAAGUGUGCGUUUGGGUGCUUUGGUGCAGCCAGCUGGAAGAAAGUCAGCACAAGACAUUUGCAAGAUCAUAGAAAGCGUCGAAAUUCAUCUCACAACGUGCAUGGCGUAUGGCGAAUACUCCAACAUUAAAGCAACACCAAAAACUACCAUUAUUUUUCCAAGGACCUCUGCUUCACAGAUUCACCCAUUUCCAUCGUGGCCAAACCUUAUGGCUAGUGCGCUACCGAUCGAUCCAUGUAAUCCACACCGCUUUGGCCGCUUUGUCACCACCGCUGAAGCACGAUAAUGCGUGGGUACGGCGAAUGAGAGCCAGGACCAUCAAAUUGAGCCUCACAUCCGUGCUGACCUUUCACCAAAUCACCCGUCGCACCACGGCACGCCAUUUGCAGUGACCCCGUGGUGGCUUUCCGGCUGAUACCCCGGCAAUGAAAACGGCCCGGGUCGCGUGUGUGCGUGUGAAUGGGCCGUGUUAAAAUUGAAAUCUCUCACCCUCAUCAUCAGCUGUCAUCCCGAUGCGGCCAUUAAUCAUAGCUUAGGUAAGCGGAAAACGUGCGGAAUGCGUGUGCCGCGCACGGUCGCUAGAUGGCCGGCCAACGUGCCGCGCUGCCGCGACUGUGUGUUGGCGGUGCCCGGAUUGUCACGCGGCAUCGCGGCAGGAAGUGGUGACAAAUGAGUGUGGAAUCGUUUAUCACACUGCGCCCUACCUACCUGUGCCUGCUUGGUUGGUACCUGUGGUGGUGGUGUGAUGGUGCGUUGACGUGGGAGGUUGAAUUGCCUUCACUUCCUGACGGUACCACAAAUACGCUAACUGCCAAAGACAGUGCCAUAGCCCGUGCCUUUCAUCGCUGCUGUCCCGUUGCGCUUCCGUGCGCUACCGAGCAGCAGCGCAGGAAUGCGGGACCGCAUUGGAAUGCAAAUUUAUUCCCGGACGAUGCUACAACGACGAUGCAGCAGCAGCAACAGCAACAUGCGGAUGCGAUGUAAUUAAAUUAACUUGCACACACUUUCACUUUAAAUCAGGGAGCAUUAUUAGAGCGGUUGCGUUUGUGGUGUACCCAGAGCAACGCCGGAAGCAGAGCUUUAAAGGAGGAUGUAUCAGUCCACAUUGUACUUAAAUAGGACAUUGUUAAAGGCAGGAAGUGUUUAAAACCCCUUCCAAAUAGCUCAAAAGUUCAGCAGUGGUCUUUUAAUGAGGGUUUUGAAAUAUCCCUUUUAAAAUUUUCAUUUAAAAUUCCCAUACCUAUAUCGAUCGUGUGAUUGAUCGUGAAACCAUAUCGAUCCUGUAACUGAACCUGAACCUAUACAACUUUUGCAAAUUAUCCAGAUAUAAUAUUGGUUCUGGAAUUUAUUUAGAACCCAUACAGGUCCUGGAACUUAUCGUAAUCCUUUACAGAUGUUGGAACAUAUGCUGACCCUACAUCAAUAAUGGAACUGAUCCCGAACCCAUAUAGGUACUGAAAGUGAUCCAUAAUGUUGCUGGAACUAAUUUUGACUCCAUGGCUGAUCCUCAAAAUGUUCCUAAACCCAUACCGGUCCUGGAAAUGCUUCAGAAGCCUUAUAGAU
This is a messenger RNA of Anopheles arabiensis, 1713 nucleotides long. RefSeq lists its product as uncharacterized. Bases 71 to 436 code for a protein of 121 amino acids. The transcript has 3 exons. The record is from RefSeq and is a predicted model, not a curated record. Lineage: Eukaryota; Metazoa; Arthropoda; Insecta; Diptera; Culicidae.